AACCGAAAUCAUUUUAGUUACCGCAAUUAUUGGUGUGAUCGAAAAAAACGAAAAAACAAAAUUACACGUUUAUUUAUAUUUUAUAUUGUCAUUUUCCUUUUUGAGUUCCAAUUUGCAAAUACCCAAAAUUAAUUUCUGUACAACGUUAGAGAGAGAGAGAGAGAGAGAGAGAGAGGAUUUAGGGAGGUGGUGUAGUCCAUUUAUAUAUACGAAGAAGAAGACGCGGCCUAAUAAUCCGAUCACGGCGAUAUAAACCGAAACGGCUUCGAUUAUUUCUAGGGCGCGCCUUUACGAAGUAACAUUAUUAGGGUUUUUGCGGUUCUUUCUAAUCCGAAAAAUUCUGAGCAUUGGAUCCGAUUUCCGGAUUUGCCGAGUGGCAAACCGCAGAAAGAUUCAAGCUUUUGUUGGAUUGUUGAAUCAGCGUUUCGCGUCAGUGUAGCAACCGAUGCCAUUGGGACCGUGAUGGCGAACAAGUUUCAUUCGGGGGAUGGUAGGACCAGGAGUUCCGUGUCGAUCUUUAUAGUAGCUGGUCUAUGCUGUUUCUUCUACAUACUAGGGGCAUGGCAGAGAAGUGGAUUUGGGAAAGGGGACAGAAUAGCGAUCCGGAUGGCCGAGAGUGGAGCAGAUUGCAAUAUCCUCCCGAAUCUCAAUUUCGAAACCCAUCAUGGUGGUGAAGCUGGGGUGAUUGAUGAUUCUGAUUCUAAGGUGACAGUGUACAAGCCUUGUCCUUCUAAGUACACCGAUUACACACCCUGCCAAGAUCAGAGACGUGCGAUGACUUUCUCUAGGGAUAACAUGUUCUACCGUGAGAGACAUUGCCCUUCUCAAGAACAAAAGCUGCAUUGCCUUAUCCCAGCUCCUAAAGGAUAUGUGACCCCGUUCCCGUGGCCAAAGAGUCGUGACUAUGUUCCCUAUGCUAACGCUCCGUACAAAAGUUUGACAGUCGAGAAGGCCAUUCAGAACUGGAUCCAGUACGAGGGAAAUGUCUUCAGGUUUCCAGGUGGAGGAACACAGUUUCCUCAGGGAGCUGAUAAAUACAUUGACCAGCUUGCUUCGGUCAUUCCAAUUGCAAAUGGAACAGUUAGGACGGCUUUGGACACUGGUUGCGGGGUUGCUAGUUGGGGUGCAUAUCUCUGGAAACGAAAUGUCAUAACAAUGUCGUUUGCACCAAGAGACUCACACCAAGCCCAGGUUCAGUUUGCUCUUGAAAGGGGCGUGCCUGCUGUCAUUGGUGUUCUUGGAACAAUUAAAAUUCCAUAUCCGUCAAGUGCUUUUGAUAUGGCUCACUGUUCUCGUUGUCUUAUACCUUGGGGGGUCAAUGAUGGACUGUAUAUGAAGGAAGUCGAUCGUGUUCUUAGACCUGGUGGGUAUUGGGUGCUUUCGGGCCCUCCCAUCCAUUGGAAGACUAAUUAUAAGGCAUGGCAACGCCCAAAGGAAGAUCUCCAGGAGGAACAAAGAAAGAUCGAAGAGGUUGCUAAACUUCUCUGCUGGGAGAAGAAGUCUGAGAUUGGUGAAAUUGCAGUAUGGCAGAAGUCCAGGGAUGUUGAUUCCUGUCUUGCUGCACAAGAAAAUUCUGGAGCUGCUCUCUGUAAAUCUGAAGAUGCUGAUGACGUCUGGUACAAGAAAAUGGAGUCAUGUAUUACUCAGAAUAACAAUGGUAAAAAUGAAGAAGCUUCCGGGGAUCUCAGACCUUUCCCCGAGAGGCUUUAUGCCGUUCCCCCAAGGAUUGCUAGUGGCUCGAUUGCUGGAGUUUCUGUUGAGGCAUACCAUGAGGACAACAAGCAAUGGAAAAAGCAUGUGAAUGCCUAUAGAAAGAUUAACAAGAUUAUCAACUCUGGGAGGUAUCGCAAUAUCAUGGAUAUGAAUGCCGGCUUUGGAGGUUUUGCUGCUGCUCUCCAAUCUCCCAAAUUGUGGGUUAUGAAUGUAGUACCGACAAUUGCUGAGAAGAACACCCUCGGUGUCAUAUUUGAAAGAGGAUUGAUUGGCAUCUAUCACGACUGGUGUGAAGCAUUCUCCACAUAUCCGAGGACCUACGAUCUCAUCCAUGCUAAUGGCGUUUUUAGCUUGUACAAGGACAAGUGUGACUUUGAAGACAUCUUGUUAGAAAUGGACCGGAUCUUGAGGCCUGAAGGCGCGGUGAUAUUCCGUGACGAAGUGGACGUGCUCGUGAAGGUGAAGAAGAUCAUCGGAGGUAUGAGGUGGGAUUCUAAAAUGAUGGAUCAUGAAGACGGCCCCCUCAUACCUCAGAAGAUAUUGGUUGCAGUCAAGCAAUACUGGGUGGGGAACUCCACUUCUGCAUAGACUCGACCGGGGUGCACGUUUCCAGUCCCCAAUUCUUUGAUUUUCACGUACAGAUCUCCUCGUCUGAAAGUGACGCAGGGCGGUGAUGAUCUUGCCGUGGAGGGCCACAUAUCAUUAACCCGGGAGGGUUGGUCUGUACGUUGCAGCUUCAAACGUAACGCGAUCGAUCUUUUUGAGAAAUUUCGAGCAUGUGUUGUCCCCUUGAUGUAGGAAAACAGAAGCGAGCCUUAUUUGUUAUGCUUUGUAGUUUCAAGGUGUUUUAUGUAUUAUAGAAGUCACCCUUCUUGUAAUGCUUUUUGUAACAUAGUUUUGACCUAUUGUUAUAUAUCAAGAUUUCAUCAAUUGAUGUUA
This is a messenger RNA of Salvia miltiorrhiza (redroot sage), 2652 nucleotides long. Its product is annotated as probable methyltransferase PMT2. Gene Ontology annotation, cellular component: endosome; trans-Golgi network; cytoplasm. The transcript is spliced from 7 exons. Bases 463 to 2301 code for a protein of 612 amino acids. Gene Ontology annotation, molecular function: methyltransferase activity. Lineage: Eukaryota; Viridiplantae; Streptophyta; Magnoliopsida; Lamiales; Lamiaceae. The record is from RefSeq and is a predicted model, not a curated record.